AUGUCGUUGUCCUCGGCGCUCAAGACGCUGGCCAACUACCGUGCUCAUAAUACACGAGCGUCACAGGAUGUCGUAAACAAAGGUUCCAUUGUACUCAAGUCGAACGGAGCGCGAAAGUUGGGUGACGAAGCAUGGGCGUUCCUAGAGCAGCUUGCACUCGCAGCGAUAGAUAUAGGUCGGUUGGACGUGGCGGACGAAUGUAUAAAGCAACUCUCUGACAAGUUUCCUGGUUCUCCUCGAGUGAGCGUCCUCACCGGUAUACAAAUGGAGGCGACGCUAUCACCAGAGACUGUCAUGAAAUUCUACGACGAGCUGCUCGCGGAGGACUCUGCCAACGCCGCGAUCUGGAAACGGCGGAUAUCCCUCCGAAAACGAACCGACAAGAUUGAAAAGACCGUUGAUGAGCUCUGUGCCUACCUGGACACCUUCUACAAUGACAUCGAGGGUUGGCUAGAGCUUGCGGACAUCUACUCGUCAUGCAAUCAGUAUACCCAAUCUCUUCAAGCACUCUCUCACGUUCUCCUUCUCGCUCCACAAAACCCGUUUUACUUUCUGCAAUUCGCAGAAACCGCAUAUACCGCCGGUGACAUACCCUUAGCGAUUAAGAUGUGUCUGGUUGUGGUGGAUAUGACGGAACGAGAUGUGUCGUCUCCGCAUGAAACUGCUGCGACAGGGAUCAGCAUCCGGGCAUGGUGGGGUGUUAAGCUGUGUACCCGUCGACUGCUGGCGAACUCUUCUCUCCCUUCAGCUUCCGGGACGCCGCCUCCGAAGAACUUGAGGCUCAUUGACGAGCUCGCGACGGAGCGGGUUAUGGCUACAUACUCUGUGACGGAUAAACAGACGGCUCAAGGCAGAGACGCUGUUGUUGGGUGGAUGGGUGAUACGUACUAG
Guyanagaster necrorhizus is the source of this 891-nucleotide messenger RNA. RefSeq lists its product as uncharacterized. NCBI's taxonomy places the organism in Eukaryota, Fungi, Basidiomycota, Agaricomycetes, Agaricales, Physalacriaceae. Gene Ontology annotation, molecular function: protein binding. The record is from RefSeq and is a predicted model, not a curated record. The transcript is spliced from 6 exons. The coding region runs from base 1 to 891 and encodes 296 amino acids.